AUGGCAUUUUCUAUCUUUUCAUGGACAGCGUGGAUUACAUGGGUCGUCUCAUUUAUUUUUAUCUCAGCUAUAGAUUGGGAUAGUGCGAUUGUUGCUACUCCAGAAGAAAUAAAUCUUGCUCAUCUUGGUCCAUUAUGGACCUACUUUGGUAAAAAAUCAGAAAAUAUUUCGAUUUUUCAUUCUCGUGAAUAUAUGCAGAAACGUGUGGGAAAGUUCAAGGAUAUUAAUUCAGAAAGAAUUUCCAACCACAAUUAUUCAUCUAUGACGGCUUGGCUCAAAGAAUAUGCUAUGAAAUAUCCAAACAUAACAUGGUUAUAUUCAAUUGGCGAAAGUGUGAGGAAUAAAACAUUAUGGGUAUUGGCUAUUUCAAGAACUCCGCGGACCCACAGGCUUGGUGUUCCAGAAAUCAAAUAUGUCGCAAAUAUGCAUGGGAAUGAAGUUGUAGGCCGCGAAGCAAUGCUUUAUCUUAUUGCGUUAUUGUGUGAUAAUUAUGGAAAGAACUGGUACUUGACGAAUUUGGUAAAUAAUUUGAGAAUCCAUAUAAUGCCUUCAAUAAAUCCAGAUGGAUAUGAACUCGGUAAUGAAGGUGACCGUUCUGGGUUUACUGGUCGUUCAAAUGAUCAUGGUAUUGAUCUUAAUCGGAAUUUUCCGGCACGUUUUCCCACACAUCGAGACAAAUCUGGAGGAAUUUUUCUCGAAAAGGAAACAAUAGCAGCAAUUAAGUGGUUCCGGCAAUAUCCAUUUGUCCUUUCUGCUAAUUUCCAUGGAGGUUCCUUAGUAGCUAAUUAUCCAUAUGAUGAUUCGACGACAGGGCAGGAUAACAUUUACUCGCCGACUGUAGAUGAUCGUCUUUUCGUAGCUUUAGCAUAUUCCUAUGCUCGAGCACAUUCUAAUAUGUGGAAAACCGGCCGAAGAUGUGGGUUGAAUAUUAACGGUGAUUUCUUUUUGAAUGGUAUCACAAAUGGUGCAUUCUGGUACCAUGUAGCUGGUGGGAUGCAAGAUUGGCAAUAUGUUAAUACAAACUGCUUGGAAAUUACCAUCGAAAUGGGUUGUUACAAAUUCCCUCAGAAGAACAUGUUGCCGCAACUGUGGGAUGAACACAAGUAUUCACUUCUUGCGUAUAUGGAGUAUGUGCAUCGAGGAAUAAGAGGGUUUGUGCUUGAUCAAAGGGGCCAUCCAGUCAAAAAUGCUGUAUUAUCAAUUAAUCAAGGGAAGAAUAUAACAACAACGGAUGAAGGCGAGUUCUGGCGGAUUCUCCUGCCUGGUAGAUACACGGUGUUGGUUAGUCACCGAAAGUACCUACCACAAAUUUUGAAUAUUACCGUUGAUGAAGGAUCUGCAAAACUUAUCAAUGUUACACUAGAACAAAAACUGUGCAGGGAAAACACAGUUGAUAGUAUUCGUGUGAGAGGAGAAGGGGCAGUACGUAUUGCGGUGUUUGGUGUCGAUUCAUUGGGGAAGUCUAUUGUUCAAGAAUUAGCAAAUGCUACCUGCUUACCGGAGGACUUGUUUGUUGAAAUACUUCAACAAUCUACUUUACAUUUGUUCCCAUCGAUGUCGGCAGAACGUGCUCUUUAUCUGAAGGAUCACGAAUUGGAUGUGCUGUUAUUGUUUGGACAAGGAAUACCAAAAUCAACUUUAUUUAGUGCUGGUAUCAAUACUCCCAGUCAGUUUGAUCAAAAAAAUUUUGAUGACAGCUUAAUGGUUGCACUGAAUAGUAAAACAAUUAGUUGCGUUAAUCAUAUGCUAGAUAAAGCGGUCUCAUCGAUGAUUGAUGCAUUAAAUGUGGUAAAAACAUUUCAACUAGGUAUUUCGUUGGGUUGUGACUUCAGUGACCCACAAUUAACACUUACUGCUGUUGCUACUAUUUUACAGAUUAUAGUAAAUGUUUUUAUUGGUAUGAAAGAUCCUGUAACAGAAUAUUCGACCACUGAUUUGGGAGCUAGUUUAUUAGCAAAGGCAACCGAAGCAAGUGGUGCUAAUCUACAGCGUAUAGAAGAAGAGAAUUGUGCUUCGAUGAUCAACAUUGGUUUGAUGAAAGCUAUGGUAUUUGGUGAUGGUCGCAUGCCGUAUAUUCUUGUAAUGGCCAUUGAACAGAAAACAUCAUCAGUGGUUUAUGACUUUGCAGCGGAUCUUUGUUUAGAAUUGUUGCAAUACCGGAUUGUUCGUGAAGUACUGAAUACAUCAACGCUAAUUCUAAUUCCCAGCAUACCAUACACACAAUUGUACUGUCAUGAUUACGUGUCAGUGAUGCAGUUUAAACCAUUCAUUGAACAAGUUUUGGAUAUUUAUCCUCUUAUCGAUUAUGCUAUAUUAUUGGGUACAGGUGGGAUGAAAGUGCGUUACAGUGAUGUUUCCAGAAUGGGAAGAACCAGAGAUUUGGCAUUAAAUUACAUUUCACAACAUACAGUAAUUAAACCAACUGGGAAUGAGAUGUGUAGCAGGAAUAAUUUUAUGCCAGUAUCGACUGUAAGUGAACUACAAUGGGAUAUGGAGCAUUGGCAAAAGGCACCAGAUAUUCUGCUUGUGGAAGUAGCCUGUUGUUUUGAAGAAGGCGGAAAUCUUUACGCAGAAAAUAAGGCUUCAUUAUUAUCGACUAUUUCUAAGAGAGUACAAGGUUUGUCGGGUACUAUCAAAGAAAUAGACGGUAAUCCAGUGAAAGCACCGGUGAAAUUAACUGUUGGCAAUCUCGUUUUUUAUACGAAACUCGAUGGCUGUUACUAUAUUUGGUUAUCUCCUGGAGUUCAUACCAUUGACGUACAUAAGGAGGGUUAUUAUCAGUAUACUUUUUCAGCUAAGAUUGUUUUAUCUAAGCAAGCUGUGCAUGACAUACUGUUAACAGAAUCCUCCUUCGCAUUUUCUUCGUUGUUCAAGAGGGAAAAUCUUUUUAUUUCGUUUACUGCAUUUUGCAUGUUGGCAUUUGUUUUUAUUGGUUUAUACCGAUUAAGCGUUGUACAUAAAAUAAAAUCGAUCAAACGAUGGGGAGAUGGUUUUGAGCGCCUUCCUUUGAAUGAUUUCGAUUCUAACGUAUCUGAUGAUGAUGUUGUUCUUGAUUCGACCAAGUAUCCCUUCAUGGGCCUUAUUAAACCAUUAUGA
This is a messenger RNA of Brugia malayi, 3096 nucleotides long. RefSeq lists its product as uncharacterized. Lineage: Eukaryota; Metazoa; Nematoda; Chromadorea; Rhabditida; Onchocercidae. The transcript is spliced from 17 exons. Gene Ontology annotation, molecular function: metallocarboxypeptidase activity; zinc ion binding. The coding region runs from base 1 to 3096 and encodes 1031 amino acids. Gene Ontology annotation, biological process: proteolysis. The record is from RefSeq and is a predicted model, not a curated record.